Neolamprologus brichardi is the source of this 7081-nucleotide messenger RNA. RefSeq names its product transducin-like enhancer protein 4. The record is from RefSeq and is a predicted model, not a curated record. Gene Ontology annotation, biological process: regulation of DNA-templated transcription; negative regulation of canonical Wnt signaling pathway. Gene Ontology annotation, cellular component: transcription regulator complex; nucleus. NCBI's taxonomy places the organism in Eukaryota, Metazoa, Chordata, Actinopteri, Cichliformes, Cichlidae. Gene Ontology annotation, molecular function: transcription corepressor activity; protein binding.
UCGGAGAGGUGGUCGGUCGGCGGGUGCUGAAUGAGGAUGCAAACCUUUAACGGAGACUGUAGGAAAUAAACCAAUGAACGCGUGACAACGGGACACUGUGGAGAAGCGUACUCGCAGACAAGUAGGGUCAUGGUGUGCGAGAUUUUAAUGUUUUCUGUGAGAAAUCUGAGAAGAUAGAGGAUUUGUUGUUAGUUCAGAAGGAGAACGUUAAGCGCUUAGAAUAAGGUGCUGGAGAUUUUGGAAAAGACUGAGACAAUUUUUGCUUUUAUUAUUACGCUGAAUGGACUUUUGAAUUACUGUCUUGCUGUCUCUGGUCAGCCAAAGGUCCGAGGAUGUCUCCACUCUUCGCGGAACCUGCAUUUAGCCCGCAAACCAGCCACUGACUGACUUUUUACGCACGGAGAAAGCUCGGUUCUCACACACUUUGUUUUCGUGUUUUUCUGGAUGAACAUUGCAAUACAUUUUCAAUGAUUCGAGAUCUGAGCAAGAUGUACCCCCCGGCGCGGCAUCCGGUCCCUCAUCAGCCGGGACAGCCGUUCAAGUUCACUGUCACCGAGUCCUGCGACCGGAUCAAGGAGGAGUUCCAGUUCCUGCAAGCGCAGUAUCACAGUCUGAAAUUGGAAUGUGAGAAACUGGCCAGUGAGAAAACUGAGAUGCAGAGGCACUAUGUCAUGUACUACGAAAUGUCGUACGGGCUGAACAUCGAGAUGCACAAGCAGGCGGAGAUCGUUAAACGGCUGAACGCAAUCUGCGCCCAAGUCAUCCCCUUCCUCUCUCAAGAGCAUCAGCAGCAGGUGGUGCAGGCAGUAGAGAGGGCCAAGCAGGUCACCAUGGCUGAACUCAACGCUAUCAUAGGACAGCAGCAACUCCAGGCUCAGCACCUCUCUCAUGGCCAUGCCAUCCCUGUCCCGCUAACACCCCACCCAGCGGGCCUUCAGCCCCCUCUGCCUCCUGGGGCCAGUACUGCCAGCCUGCUGGCCCUGUCCUCUGCCCUGAGUCACCAGCUGCCACUCAAAGAUGAGAGGAAGCAUCACGAUAACAACAGCGAACACACACGAGACAGAGACUCAGUCAAGAGCUCAUCUGUCUCUCCAUCAGCCAAUUUUCGAACUGGAGAGAAGCAUCGAAGUUCAAGCGAUUAUUCCUCUGAAAGCAAAAAACAGAAGACAGAUGAUAAGGAGCUGACCUCCACACGCUAUGAAAGUGAUGGAGAAAAGAGUGAUGACAACUUGGUCGUCGACGUCUCCAACGAGGAUCCAGUGUCUCCCCGAGGAAGUCCUGCACACUCUCCUCGGGAGAAUGGGUUGGACAAAAGUCGCCUGUUGAAGAAAGACCCACCACUGAGUCCUUCCUCAAUUGCUUCCUCCAGCAGCACACCUUCCUCCAAGUCUAAAGAUAUUAAUAUGAAUGAGAAGUCAACAACUCCCGUGUCCAAGUCCAGCACUCCCACAUCCCGCUCUGAAGCCCCCACACCCAGCAGUGCCUCCACCACAGGCCUGAGGUCUGCACCCAGUAAAUCAUCAGGAGUUGAGGCACUGACUCCUGGUCUUCGCACACCCCUGGCAGUGCCCUGCUCGUACCCUGGCCCAUUCGGAAUGGUUCCUCACCCUGGUAUGAAUGGAGAGCUGAGUGGAACAGGAGCAGCCUACACUGGCUUGCAUAACAUUUCCCCACAGAUGAGUGCAGUGGCCGCGGCCGCUGUGGCAGCCUACGGACGCACACAAGUGGUAGGAUUUGAUCCUCACCACCACAUACGUGUUCCUGGACUUCCUCCUAACCUGUCGGGCAUUCCUGGUGGAAAACCAGCUUAUUCCUUUCAUGUGAGCGCCGACGGACAAAUGCAGCCUGUGCCUUUUCCUCCGGAUGCACUGAUCGGCCCUGGCAUCCCGCGCCAUGCUAGACAGAUCAAUACUCUCACCCACGGGGAGGUGGUGUGUGCCGUUACCAUCAGUAACCCUACACGUCACGUUUAUACCGGCGGCAAGGGCUGUGUCAAGGUGUGGGAUAUCAGUCACCCGGGCAACAAGACCCCUGUUUCCCAGCUGGACUGCCUUAACAGGGAUAACUACAUUCGAUCCUGUCGGCUACUUCCUGAUGGACGAACUCUUAUCGUUGGGGGAGAAGCGAGUACUUUAUCAAUCUGGGAUUUGGCUACACCGACUCCUCGGAUCAAAGCGGAAUUAACUUCGUCUGCACCUGCAUGUUAUGCUCUGGCCAUCAGCCCGGAUUCCAAAGUCUGCUUUUCCUGCUGCUCUGAUGGAAACAUUGCCGUCUGGGAUCUUAACAACCAGACUCUGGUUAGGCAGUUCCAGGGCCACACAGAUGGAGCCAGCUGUAUAGACAUUUCUAAUGAUGGGACCAAGCUUUGGACCGGAGGUCUGGAUAACACUGUCCGGUCCUGGGACCUGAGAGAGGGACGCCAGCUGCAACAGCACGACUUCACCUCUCAGAUCUUCUCACUGGGAUACUGUCCAACGGGAGAGUGGCUGGCAGUUGGGAUGGAGAACAGUAAUGUGGAGGUGUUGCAUGUCACCAAACCUGACAAAUACCAGCUCCACCUGCAUGAAAGCUGCGUGCUGUCACUCAGAUUUGCGCACUGUGGGAAGUGGUUUGUAAGUACAGGAAAAGACAAUCUGCUAAAUGCAUGGAGAACCCCAUAUGGAGCCAGCAUAUUCCAGUCAAAAGAAUCAUCCUCUGUGCUGAGCUGUGACAUCUCCAUCGAUGAUAAGUACAUUGUGACGGGAUCAGGAGAUAAGAAGGCAACUGUCUAUGAGGUCAUCUACUAAUAGCUGUGCUUGUUAAACAAGAAGGCCAUCCUUCCAUCCAACCGUGAGGUCUCCCUCAUCUGUGUAAAUUUUUUUUAUGUGUAUAGGAUAAACCUAAAAGGAACAAACCAAACAUUUUCUUGGACCAUGACUUCCUGACCUUCUGGCUAGUCGAGGAUCAAAACCAACAAGCGGACCCAAGCACAGAUCUUUUUUUUUUUCCUUUUAAGUGACUUUGUGUUAUUGUGAGGAUGAGUGAAUGCUGUUGGGCUGUUAACAUUCCUUUAUGUUACCUUUCACUUAAGCCUCUUAUUUCAUUUUUCUUUUUUCAGUGUGUAGACUGUAAAACAAGCGUUACUGUUCACAUACAUACUAAUCUGCCUGUGGACUUUAUACAUACAUGGAGACUAAAAUGUAUGCAAACUAGGUGGCAGAUCAGAGCCGUAGUGCUUCUGGGCUACUCUGGAAUAUCAACAGCCAACCUGCACACAACUAAUGCUGAUGGUGUAAAUAAAGGGGCAACAAUUUGGUUACUUUUUUGCCAUUUAUAUUGCCAUGUGUUUUGAGUCUGCAGCUGAGCUUUCUUCACAUUUUGACACCCCCUCAUUAUUUCUGUGCUUAACUGCAUCCUGCAGAUGUGUCGCCUUAAUUGUGACGAUGGCACAUUCAUCCAAAGGGUGCAGGACACACAAAAAUAUAGCACUUGCGCACAUGUAAAUGGGUUUUUCAAGCAAAUAUAUCAGAGGCUCCGUUUUUUAAAUGGUAUCGAAAUGUGAGACAGUAUAUUCAUCUUUAAUUUGUUAGUUAUGGCUUGAAUUCAUGUACAGUGUGUUAUUUCAUCACACUGAUUUUUCCUUCUUUGGGCUAUGAAGAUAUACACCUUUUUCUUUUUAUUUUAAAUAACAGUAAGAAAAAGCUUCCACCUGUGAAAAACAUCAACAAAUUUCAUAACAAUCUAUCUAAAAAGGUUGUGUCAGACCCGCUUAAAAUAGUAUUGUCCAUCAAGAAUUACUUUAGAAUAGUUUCUUAUUAAACAUGUUCAUAUAUUCAGGCUUUUUUAGAGAUAAGAUUGAUUGAUUGAUUGAUUGAUUGAAACUUUAUUUUGAACAUGUUAAAAAAGUACAACAACAUAGAAUUAAAAGAAACAAAUAAACAAAGCAAAACAAAAAGAAAACGAGCAACCACAACUACAAAUAACUUUCAUGUUCAAAAAGAUCAAUAAGACUUUCUGAAUGCUAGAUGCAGCCAGGAGGACUUAAGCCUGGCUCAGAUUAGUAUGGAUACUCAACUAUGCCUACUACAAAAUAUCUGGUCAUUGCUGUGAGAUUUUCAGGCAACAAGAAUGUACACCUAAAAAUAUCUGGUAAAAGAACACUGCAUAUGAAUAUGCAAAAUUUGGAGACAAGGGAUGAUAUUUCAGGUACCACAGGCUUUCCGGUUACCAUGUGUAGGUAGAAUUGAUCUAUUACUCUGAGGAGACACUGGUUGCAUAUACAUAAAUGGUCCAAAGUAUCCUAUUAAAUACAAUCUAGAAACUACUAGCUGUAGUCUAAUGAGAUAAUGAUCAUGGUUUUUGCUUCAUUUGUAAUUAAUGGCUAUACUGGAUGGUCCAAACUGUUGGCUAUUGUUCCAUCAGGUGAUAAAUGAAAGGGUUCCUAGACUAACAGAGUGUAGUGCUGAUCUUCUAAUCCAUUCAUUCCCAAACUUAAAAAUAUUGCCAAACAAUUUGAAAUCUUAAAAUUUUGUGCGACCAGCCAAAAACAAUAAUCACAGCUCUCAUCAACACAUCAAUUGAAGACAAAAUAGGUAUUUAUUUAGGAUUUUGUCUCUAUUAUUUCCGUUACUCCAUUUGUCCCUUUUCCCAACAACGACGAGUUAGAAAAUACACAAAACAUAGGUAGAAUAAGCCAGUAACUUAAUUCAUCAGCUUGACUUUAUGAGUAUAUAUAUGAGUUCUGGUUAUGUUUUAAAAUGUAAAUAUAUAAUCAUAAAAUAUGAUCACAAAUACUGUUUGGGGGCGUUUGGUUUAGGGCAGGCAAGCCCUUUCAAGAGCCAAUUGAAAUACCUUUGAAGGCCACAAGGAGGCAGCCACAAACGCUUUGGGAAAUCACAGCUCUGAUCAAAAUCUUUGCCAAAAAAAAAAAAAAGAACUGUUCCUUUAAAUACCGUUGUUUGUUUACCUACAGCAUCAUUUUCUACCUGUGUUCUUGAAUUUGUUCUUGUAGUUCAGCUUCUGAGUGAAGUAAGAGCUGUUUGUGUGUGCGCGGGUGUGUGUGUUUAUUUCUGUAUUUUCGACUCUGUGGGCACUGAACAAACUAACAGAAUUGCCCUCAAUGCCCUCUCUACUGACUGACUUUUGCACUGUCUCUGUCCCUUAGCUCGGACUUCUCUGGAUGCUCGCUGGCUUCCUACUGAUAGAUUUCAGUAAAACUGAUUUAUUGGUGUUUGGAGGUCAGUCACUCCAGCCUGGAUUUUCUGUUAAAACCUUUGGGAAAAACAAGUGGUCAGCGAUGUGGUCUUGAUUUCUCUUGGAUUUACGUCUGUUGGCUUGUAAAAAUAACACAGUGCCUUUACGCUAUACUUCUGCCCUCCUUUUGUCCUGCUGCGUUCAGUUACAUACGCAGAACUGAAAUGUGUCUCCUCUGUUGGAAGUGUUUUUGAGUGUCUUGGAACAUUUAAGGAUCCUUUUUAAUUACAAGGAUCAUUUAUCAACAGUAUUGCUGAAAUGAUCACAAAUUUCCAGAACCAAACUUUAUUUCAAACACUUGGAACACACUAUUGACCAGUGGAGUUAACCAGAAAAAAUAACUAUUGGAGUUAAAAAGUGUUUAUUCUUUGAUAUUUGUUGCUGUUUUUAAGCUUUAAAAACUUGUUUGUUGCUUGUAAUUCAUUUGUGUUAUUACCUAGUUAUAACAUCAGUCCCACAUCGCAUUAAUCUACAGGAACGUAAACACAACACUAUAAGUUAUUAGCACAGAUUUAUGUCACCAAGAUUCUGACCUAUAAUCAUCCAAUCAGGAUGGAUGCCAGCUUAUCCUAAACAGGCAUUUUAAACUUUCUUACUAAACCUAACUAUCGGGAGGCAUAUGUUAAACAGUAAUAAUUUUAAAUUGAGUGCCUAAACCCAAUCUCUUGGUUUAGCUACUGCCAGUAACUUUUGUUAGGUUAGGUUAGUUUGAUAUGAGAUUUUUAGUACUUUGGAGUAAUUUGGCAACAAGAAAGAUUGAUAUAGACUCGCUUUGUGUAUGUACUAGUAGUGCCUGUCAGAAUGAAUUUGAAGACUAUGAAUGAAACUGUUCUUAUAUUACUCAGAUCCAUCCUGUACUAUUGCUGAAUUCAUCUUUUUCCUUUUGAGAUAAAUGACAUGUUGCCAGCAACGUAUUUCGGUAACUCAUUGUUUACGCUUUUUGCUCUCAUUUCAUGAAAUGGGAGGGGGGAAAAAAGAAAUGUGACCACAUUUUUUAAACUACUGUAAAUGACUGCUUUACUUUGAAAACUGAUAAAGCACUCAUGCUUAGUGUUAACCUGCCUGAGAUCUACCUACCUAUCUUAUUUUAAUAAGCUCUUAAUUAGGGAUGUACUGAUAUAUCGGCAGAUUGUUUUAGGAAAAGAAAAGUUUAAAUUAAAUACAUUAUAUAGAAGCAUGUUGGCUAUGUGGCAGAUUGAAAGAAAGCCUUGUAAUAAAUGCACUGAUCUGAAUACAAAAAGACAUUUUACAGUAUGGUAUGUUGAGCUGACUGGAUUUGAUACAGGAGAGACUGUAUUGAAAAUAAUUUACUGUUAUGGCUGUUUUUUGUUUGUUUUUUUACACAGACACUGUACAUUUCGAAGGUGGUUAUAAAUAUGUUUUUUCACAUUCCUGUUUGCUAAAUCCAGCUAUGCUUUCUGAUCAAAAUGACGAUUCAUUCACUUUGCUGUCUUGAGUGCUCUUUUGCGCUUUCUGCUCUUGAAUGAAUAAAAUCCGGUGUCACCUCCUUGUACUAUCUUCAGUCUUCAUCUAGAUAAAACAUUAAAAAGGAAAAAAAAAGGAAAUGCUCUUUGGUUGUAGUCGCUGUCAUGUCAAGAGUCAAAUCUGAAUGUUACUCAUCUUAUCUGACUGCUACAUGUUAGAAGGCUAACAAGAUCUGGCACAGAAAUGUUGUUAAACAGUAAUGAUGUGUAGAGCAUUUAGCUUGACUGGCUAUAACUUUACUGUAAACAUGUAAUUAUUCGAGCUUACAGCAGAAACUUCCUGUUACUAGUUGAGCUUUUUUCAUUCAAUACAAAAUGCCUUUGCUCUCUUUUUUCUAGUCUGUGCUUGAAUUUAUUAAAUUACU